AUGGACACGAACGCACUUGUCGACCUUGUCCAUGAGGUGCAGGGACAGAUUUGCGUCGAUAAGGUGAACGAGACUCACAGGUUGGGCCGUCUCUGCCUGUGGGUAUCUACAUUCCAUCCCGACAAACUUCCCUGUGAACUUGAGGGUUCAUUCCACCAUGGCGCAUUCAAUGCCGGGAUGAAAAUGGUCUUCAGUGACCGCACUGUCUGGAUGGUACGUUUCCCUCGCGAGGGGGAAAUAUGCGAUGGCUACACCGAUGAGAAGGUGGCGAUGGAGGUGACGGCCCUGCGCCUCAUCCGCGAGAGGACUGCCAUCCCCGUCCCAAGAGUACGGGUACCAAGAGUCCGCGCGUGGGGUCCCGCUGCCACCAACCCGCUUGGUCUCGGUCCGUUUAUCAUAAUGGAUUUUAUUGACGGGGUGAGCCUUAGUGAUCUUCUCCAAGAUCAUAGUGCCGAACGCCCCAGCCGACUUAUGAGGGAGGACAUCAGUGACCAUGAUGUCGAAAUUAUCUAUAGACAGAUGGCAGGAUUCCUGCUUCAGCUAUUCAGACUCGAUUUUGAACAGAUCGGCAGUCUGCCACCGCCACCACUGACUGAAGCUCAUCGCUUUACUUCCCUGCCACGGCCGCUAACAUUCAAGGCACACAGCAUCCUACAGAAUGGGUGGUUCCCAGGUGACCGAACCAAGGGGUUUGCGACGACAACCGAAUACUUCCAGUAUGUUGUCGGUCAGGACUGGAAACAGCUUGUACACCAACCAAAUUCAGUCUGCGGCGAAUACGAUGCUCAAAACAAGUAUAUGGCUUUUAAGGCACUAAGAUCCUUCGUGCCAGACUUGAUCCAUCCGAAAUAUAACCAUGGCAAUUUCAAGUUGAUUUGCGACGACCUCGGCCUUGCCAAUCUGAUCGUCCGCAGCAAGGAUGAUCUCACUGUCGUUGGAGUAGUAGACCUCGAGUGGUCCUAUAUAGGACCCGCGCAGCUGUUUGGCUCGGCACCCUGGUGGCUUCUUCAGGACAGACCUGUUAAUAGCGCCUGGGACUAUAAUGGCGAAGAGCCACCCGAGAUCGCUGCAAGGUACUUCAAGUAUUUAGAUCAGUUCACCCGGAUUUUAUAG
Molecule: messenger RNA, 1113 nt
Organism: Aspergillus luchuensis
Lineage: Eukaryota; Fungi; Ascomycota; Eurotiomycetes; Eurotiales; Aspergillaceae
Exons: 2
Coding region: 1-1113 (370 amino acids)
Source: RefSeq, a predicted model, not a curated record